GCCGGGCAGAGCAGAGCAGACAUUCAUAGCUGGCCAGCGCUGAGGGGGAAUACUAUAUUGGAGCUCGAGAGGAUAGUGGACACUGACGGUUCAGUGUGGGGCGCAUGGGACCUGACGGUUCAACUGCAGCUGACAAGACUGACUCCUCCCCAAUCUCCAUUCAAAGUGUGUGUGUCUGGGACACUCAGACAGGAGGAGGGAGCAGCCCCAGAGAGAGCAGAGAAGACCCAGUAAGGAACACAGCGACUGGAGGCAGUGCAGCAGAGAUGGACGCAGGUCCUCUGACAGCCGAGGGAGAGGGCUCCUCUCCGGAGGGCGAGACGGUGUGCUCCGCGCUCGCCCGCUACGAGGCCACACUGAGGGAUGCCGUGCGUGAGAUCCACGUGGACGUAAGCGCCUUCAAGCAGGGCGUGGAGCGCCGUCUAGUGGAGGCGACGGCCCACGCCAGCGAUGGCCCCCUAGGCCUGGCUGUGGCCCAGCUGCAGCAGGAGAACCGGCAGCUCCGGAGCCAGCUGGAGGCCCUUAAACAUCAGGUGGAGCUCCUCACUGGGAUAAUGUGCGACAGAGGCGCCCUGAUGACCAACAACAACAACAACCAGCACCAGCCAGCGUCCUUCCAGGCCCAGACACACAGCAGCAGCCAGGGGAGGGCGAGCCCCCAGUCCCCCUCCACAUCCCCCACCUGCCCUGCUGGUGGCCCCAGUAUGGGAGCCCUGACCGGGUCAGCCUUGGGCUCGGCCUCCAGCCCCACUGCCACCCGCUUCUCCAGCCGAGCUACCUUCGCUGUGUCCAGCAAGACUAACAGUAUUGAACGUGAGGAGCCAAUAGAGGUGGAUCCAGCCCCUGUAUCCCCUGGACUGGAGAAUGGACACUCUACUGACCCAGAAAACUCGACAGUGUCACAUGGAAAAAGCUCGCCAGCCAAUAACAACGUCCCGUAUGAAAACACGGCCCCUGUUGCCAUGCGGAUGCCCCACCUACCCAUCAAAGCCACAACCAAAACGGCUGACCCCUCAGUUAUGAAGAGCGAAUCUCCCACCAGUCCCAUACGCUCUCAGCCCUCGCCUGUGUCAGAGCCUACUGACAACAACCAGCCUCAAGCCAUCCCAGAAUCCCCCAUUCAACCAGUGUCUUCUAUGAAGACAUGGACCCCCAGUCUCAGCCGAGGUCUGGGCUCUCCUCGACUGUCAGAAAAGUCCUUGUCCGCUCCCCUAAAGUCAGUGACUUACUCUGGCCUCAUCCAACACAACACAGACCGGGUGGAAGAUGUGAGCGGGGACAUGCCCUUUGGCAGGGGAGUUGAGCGGAGGCGGGAGCUGGUGAGGUCACAGACAUUGCCACGCAACCUUGGUGCUCAGGCCCGCCGGUCCAUCUUUGAGAAGCUGGAUUCUGAAGCCAGCAGUAGGCCCAAGCCCAUGGACUCCAAGCCCAAGCUGAAGCGUUCUCAGAGCUUUGGUGUGUCCAGCGCCAGCAGCAUCAAGCAGAUUCUUCUGGAGUGGUGCCGCUCCAAAACCAUAGGAUACCAGAACAUAGACAUCCAGAACUUCUCGWCCAGUUGGAGUGACGGCAUGGCCUUCUGUGCCCUGGUCCAUUCCUUCUUCCCCACUGAGUUUGACUACAACGUGCUGACGCCUGCCGGCCGCAAACACAACUUUGAGCUGGCCUURGGGACAGCAGAGGAGAAGGCGGGCUGUGACCGGCUCAUCGAGGUGGACGAUAUGAUGGUGAUGGGGCGCAAGCCGGACCCCAUGUGUGUCUUUACCUACGUCCAGUCCAUGUACAACCACCUGCGCAAGUUUGAGUGAUGAACGAUGACCUGGCAGCUACUCYACGACAUCACCGCCCCACCACCACUACCACCACUCUCUUGCCUUCAGGGACAGCAGCAAUGCACACUGAGAGACGACACUUCCCCCUGCUGUAAUGGACAGAUUAUUACAUGUAUUUCUCCAGUUUGAGAAAUGUUUCACUCUGCCAUGUUGAGUGCUCAGCGUGGCUGGGUGGGGAUUCCCUGAAAGUUCUGUGUUAUGUUUCAGAGAGAGAGGAAGGAUCUUUCUCCCUUUUUUUUGGUGACCGACCAUGUUUAAGGCUUAUAUUGGCACAGUUGCUGUUUGAGAGAAUGGGACAGGUUGCGGAAUGAACUCUUUGCUGGGGAGAAAACCUAGUCCCUUUGAAGAAGCUGCAAGAGGACUUGAGCAGUAGGCCUAUAACACUGGACCAAGGACAAAGGACUAAGGAUCCAGAGGAUUGACACUGUGGAUCAGUCUACAUACCAUGUUACCAUCAUUUGGUUCCUUCUAGAGUUGUAUUUGUUCAGGCCUCAUUUACUUUAUUGUUCCACUGUGGUUUUCUCAGACCCGAAUGUGUCUACAAAAGGCCUUGCAUUGCAGCACAAUAGAAAAGCUAUACCAAAGUGUGCCUUUACAUCAGCCGAACAGAGGAACCAAAGUACACUCACUAUAAAGUUGAAGGGUAUGCUAUUUAACGAGCUAGAAGUGCAAAGAUUAACUGCACAUAUGUACCCACGAGAUGCAAAUGUAAAACYGCCUAUGUUCAUAGUGUUAUUGCUAUGGUUGUGAUUUUUAUUUUAUUUUCAUAGACAAAAAAAAGACAAAGAAAUCCUGAAUAAAUUGUUACUUGUUUCACACACA
Messenger RNA from Salvelinus sp. IW2-2015, 2651 nucleotides. Its product is annotated as smoothelin-like protein 2. Gene Ontology annotation, molecular function: protein binding. NCBI's taxonomy places the organism in Eukaryota, Metazoa, Chordata, Actinopteri, Salmoniformes, Salmonidae. The record is from RefSeq and is a predicted model, not a curated record. Gene Ontology annotation, cellular component: microtubule organizing center; filamentous actin. Gene Ontology annotation, biological process: actin cytoskeleton organization.